Messenger RNA from Psilocybe cubensis, 1392 nucleotides. RefSeq lists its product as uncharacterized. Bases 1 to 1392 code for a protein of 463 amino acids. NCBI's taxonomy places the organism in Eukaryota, Fungi, Basidiomycota, Agaricomycetes, Agaricales, Agrocybaceae. The record is from RefSeq and is a predicted model, not a curated record. The transcript is spliced from 11 exons.
AUGUCGGGCUCAUCUUCAUCUUCUAAAUCCGAAACUAAACCCAGAACACAUGUUUUGUGUUUUGACGGAACUUCUAAUGAGUAUGACGCAGAUAACACAAACGUCGUCAAGCUGUUUGCACUGCUGAAGAAGGACGACUUUGACGAUCAGCUAUGCUACUAUCAAGCUGGGAUAGGAACCUACUAUGAGCCUGGAGUCGUUUCCCCUCUGUUUGAAUGGGGUGCAAAGAUCAUGGAUUAUGCAUUUGCAUGGUACUUGGAUCAGCAUGUCAUGGAUGGCUAUACAUUCUUGAUGCAGAAUUAUCGAAGGGGUGACAAAAUCUGCAUUUUUGGGUUUUCUCGUGGCGCAUAUACUGCAAGAGCUUUGGGCGGCUUGCUUUACAAGGUUGGCCUUUUGCCCCGGGACAACCAAGCCCAGGUUCCUUUCGCAUAUAAGAUGUACAAACGAACAGACCCGGAAGGCAUUCAACUAUGCGCCGGUUUCAAGCAAACGUAUUGUCAAGACGUGACCAUUGAGUUUAUGGGCGUCUGGGAGACAGUAGCAAGUGUCGGGGUCAUCAUGGGACGCACGUUGCCUUUUACCAACUCAAACAGCGCGAUCAAAACGUUCCGUCAUGCUCUUGCACUCGAUGAGCAUAGGGCUAAAUUUAGACCGAACUAUUACCAUCGACCUGCACCUAAUAAUGCAGGCUCGCGACUUGAUCCCGAACACGCAAGUGAUCCUGUAACACAAGGCGGGUCUUCGUUUACGAAAGGCGACAGCCCCUCCUCUGAUGAAGAAGAUGCGACCUCGGUAAAAGAGAAAAAGAAGAAACGGUGGGGUUUUUUCGGGGUGGGAGAGACUGUCAAAGUGAAGCGGACUGGCAAGGCCAUCGCGCCCGUACUUGUCGAGGAGGACCAGACUGAUCCCUGCGACGUCCUCGAAGUCUGGUUCUCCGGUUGUCACAGUGAUGUAGGCGGCGGUGCAGUGUCCAAUGAUACAGUCGACAGUCUUGCGAACAUUAGUUUGCGGUGGAUGGUGCGCGAGGCCAUGGCGGCGGCCUGCGACAUCAAGUUUGAUGCUGAGGCGCUUAAGCGCGCGAACAUUGAUUUACAGCUCGAGCCGGGUGCCCCGGAGUUGGAAAUGGACGCGGUAGACGCGGUGCAGCCCAUUCACGAUGAGCUCAAGUCGAACCCACUUUGGUGGCUACUUGAAAUUAUCCCGCUGCAGUAUUCGUGGCAAGACGCGAAAGGCGUAUGGCACCGUAGUUGGAGUUUCCAUCUCGGGAAAGGACGCAAGAUUCAGGAUCCCAAUCCCAAGUUCCACACCACUGUGAUGAAGCGUAUGCAAUCACCGCUCAAUUAUUCCCCCAAAGCCCGCUUUACAGCAGGAUCCGAAACUUUCGUUCAUUGA